AUGCGCUGUGUCCCCCGGACACAGCGGAUCACCGAUCACGGAAAGAGCCGAAGAUGUUGGCUCGGUCAUGUGAUCAUCUGUGUCCAAUCACAGCUGAUCACAUGGGACAUGUACACUGAUCAUCAGGGCACUGAUGAUCAGUGUGCCCUGAUGAUCAGUGUAGCCCCAGCAGUGCCAGCUGUCAGUGUCCAUCAGUGUUACAUCAAUGCCACAUAUCAGUGCCUACCAGUGCUCAUCAAUGCCACAUAUCAGUGCCCAUCUGAGCUGCCUUUCAGUGUCACCCAUCAGUGCCAGUCAGUGCCACCUAUCAAUGCCAAUCAGUGCCACCUAUCAGUGCUGCCAAUCAGUGCCACCUAUUAGUGCCAGUCAGUGCCGCCUAUCAGUGCCAUGUAUCAGGGCUGCCUUUCAGUGCCCAUCAGUGAUGCAUGUCAAUGCCCAUCAGUGCCAUCUAUCAGUGCUGCCAAUCAGUGCCACCUAUCAGUGCCAGUCAGUGCCGCCUAUCAGUGCGCAUCAGUGCCGUCUAUCAGUGCCAGUCAGUGCUGCAGUGCGCCUAUCAGUGCGCAUCAGUGCUGCCUAUCAGUGCCAGUCAGUGCCGCCUAUCAGUGCGCAUCAG
Molecule: messenger RNA, 613 nt
Organism: Staurois parvus
Lineage: Eukaryota; Metazoa; Chordata; Amphibia; Anura; Ranidae
Source: the annotation of a GenBank genome assembly